This is a messenger RNA of Nylanderia fulva, 3855 nucleotides long. Its product is annotated as beta-keto L-gulonate decarboxylase-like. NCBI's taxonomy places the organism in Eukaryota, Metazoa, Arthropoda, Insecta, Hymenoptera, Formicidae. Gene Ontology annotation, molecular function: hydrolase activity, acting on ester bonds; zinc ion binding. The record is from RefSeq and is a predicted model, not a curated record. Gene Ontology annotation, cellular component: nucleus.
UUUCAAAUUCUAAAAAUAUUAUAAUGUGAAUAAUUUUAAAUAUAUAAAUGCGGUCAGUAUCAAAGGGGACUUUGAAAUUUAUGUUUGUUUCGUGAUAAUGUUCGCAUUCUUACGAUCUCUUAUCAGAUACAUAUAUCCUAAAAUAAUAUUUUUUUAUUAUAGAACACACAUCUUGUACUUAAUACAUUCAACAAUAGAAUUUUGCUGUGCCUAUUUGGCAGCAUAAAAUGAUUUCCAAUCGAUGGCGAGUCGAUGGCAAAAGAAAUAAUAAUAAGACAGGAAUAAUAGAGAAAAAGAAAAAAUAAAAUUAUUGAGUAAUAUAGCAAUUAGAAUAGACACCUUCAUUUACUUUCUCAGAAUAGUCAUAUUUUUCUAUACGUCAAAAGUUCUAUUAUAGUACAAUGUAUGCGUAUUUUUCUCGAGAAAGUACAGGAAGGACUAUCAUACGUAUCCUACAAGAUUGCAAAUCUAUAUAUAGUUUUGAUUAACAAAUAAAGCGAUUAAAUGAAUUGUUAAAAACAUUUGCGCGCAGUAUGUUUCGUAUUUUGGAAUUAAUUAAUGUGAAACACAUUUUUGAAAUCAUGAAGAGGGAGCAAUAAGUCGUGUUACCAAUAUUGCGCAGAAAAGAUUGCAUAUAAGUAAUAUAAAGACAAGGAAUGCCAGAAUGAUAGAAUGUACAACUUGCUUUGUACAUCUACAAUAUUAAUGAACAAAAAGAGGAAAAUGAAAUCAAAUUGUCGGCUUGUAUUUGAUUCUCGUUAAUUAGAGACGAUUUUAUGAGCCGCAUAAAAUCUUCUUUAUAAAAUUUAAUAGAUAACUUCUUGUGUUUAUAUGCUGAUAAAGAUGCCACAAAAUCUUCUUUAUAAAGGAGUUUUGAAAAUAAUCGACCAAACUAGCAAGUAAUAAUCGUUUUUAUUAAGUUUCACGACGUUUCGACCAUAUGGUUGUGAUCCUUCUCAAAUGAGAAAAUAAAUUAGUAAAAAUUAUCCUUGGUUGGGAUACGUUGUGGCUGUCUCACAGUUUCAAUUUUACGUUUAAUUUUUGACUUGUAUAUUUCUUAAUUAAAAUUAAUAUUGUGCAGUGCUGUAUGAUGAGCUAAUUUUUACUAAUUUAUUUUCUCACUUGAGAAGGACCACAAUCAUAUGGUCGAAACGUCGUGAAACUUAAUAAAAACGAUUAUUACUUGCUAGUUUGGUCGAUAAUUAUUUCCAAAACUCCUAUUUAAAUUCUAGUUGACUGUCAUUAAUAAUUGGGAAUUUACUUCUUUAUAAAAUUUAAUAGAUAACUUCUUGUGUUUAUAUGCUGAUAAAGAUGCUACGAAUAUUUAUGUAAUAUAGUGCUAAUGAAGAUACAAUCGCACAUGUGUGAACAUGCGGUACUGAAGCUUGAAAUUUUUGCAUACAUCGCGAAAUUGAAUAUUUUUCAAAACUUUAGGCGGAUGGAAAAUUCCCGUUACCUCCUUCGCGAAUUAGAAAUGAGGUAAAUCUGUUCGUUUUAUGCACAUUUUUCAUGCUUUCGUUUUUUUCUUCUUCCUCAACUUGAAUGUAUAUUCUAUUUAAUUCCACAUAUAAAAACUGCGCAUAUAAAACGAGUAGACUUGCUAACGAGAAUGAACUUGAAUGAUUUCUUGUAACAUAUGUAUUGAGUCCCCUUUGAAUUUUUCAAUUAUAUUUCAUUCCCUUCCUUCAAUUUCAAGAAAAUUUGUGAAUAUGUCACAAAAAUCCUCUCCAUGUCACACUGAUAUCUUUCUUCUUGCCAUAUAUACAUGCAAAUGUAUGCAUGCACAUGUCAAUGCGAUUAUAUUUAUGCACAAAAAAUCGUGCAUAAAAACGAAUGAUGAAUAAAUGAAAGAAAUGAUAUCGAACUGCUGCUCGUUCCUAUAAUUAUCAGAGUUUUGUUUUAUUCUCAUGUAAAGCACCAAAAUAAUAAAUAAUAUUUUUUGUCGAGGUAAUGAUUUAUUUUCGUUUUACAUAGCUAUAUUCUGUCAAAACAUGUACAAAGCAUUAAAAACUACGAGGAGUUUAGAUGAUUAUUAGGAAUGUUAUGACCUUAUUAUUGUUUAUCUCUCUAUUUUCCGUUAUGCUUAAAUAAAAUCAGGCUCUAUUGUUAAUGCUUUGUGCUUGUAAUUAUUCAUAUCGGACGUUUCGUGACGAAAGGAAAGCUGGAGGACUGACUUAACAAGCAAAAUUGGUAAAAUAAUUCAAGCGAAUUUAGACAAUUACGAACCAAUUACACAACGUUCUUUUACACAUCUUAUCUCCUAAGUUUUGACAUUUGUAUAACUUAAACAUUUUAAGUUAAACGUAAUGGAGUUAGUUGAAAAUAUUCCAGAAACGGUAGCGACCAGAAAUAAUACAUAUUAUACAGAAUUAACAUGUCAAGUAGAACAGUUACAUCCACCGCUUUUUAUUAAUCUUAAAAAUGAAAUAGAAACAGUAUUGAAAGAACAUUUUAACGAGGCUAACGUCAGUAUAGUUAAAUGUCCCGAUUUACGUGAAUCACCUUUUAAUUUACGGCACCAGGAUUAAGUGGUAAUACUGUUGUUAUGGAGAUGGGUGGUCCAGAAUAUCUUUAUAAAUGUCCAAUGCCAGAUGCAAAGAGAUUAUGGAAAAUAACAGAGCUUAUAGAUCAUUUCUAUGCUCCUAAAACUCCUGUCUUCGUCAUAGGAGCAGGCCGAUCACAUAGAACAUUUAAUUCGGAAGUCGCUACAAAUUUUAUAUAUUCAACGAAUCGUAAAGUUACGAACAGAAGUCAUUUUAAUUUCGUGAACAAACAGGGGAAGUGCGAAUCAGAACUUAUUACUAAUUCUAAUUGCGUUACAUGUGCUCAGCAUGGUAGUUUCUUUAUGUGUAAUGGAUCUGGUUUAGGAUACGUCUUUAAAAUAUAUGCCAAAGGACGCCAAACUGAUAUGAAUUUUCCGAGCGUAAUACAAUUAGCACUGGAAACGAGAUGCGAACCAAAUUAUUUUAUAGGUUUAGGUGGCACAUUUGUUAUCAAUAAUGGAAUCGUGAGAAAUGAGAUUCGACGCCCUAAUUUUACCUCGAACGUACCAUCGAAGAUUUGUGACAGUUUUACACCCCUAGUAGCUGUUGGUACAAUAUUGAGUAGACCUAAACAUAUUACAAAGCAUCAAACAUUUUCAAUGGAUAAAGAAAUACAUCUGGAAGGUAAUAUCACAGUUCAGAAUUUUAACACUUUUGCUUCAAACGGAAACAUAGGCGGUCACUUUCUUAAUGACAUCACGCCAAAUGAUAUCGAGUACGAAGGAUACUUCAAUUUGGCGAGUCUGUUUAUUCGUAUAAGUCCACCCCAAAGGACUUUCGAGCUGCCCUAUUAAUUAUUCGAUUUGUAUUUUCAUAAAUAUUAUAUUAUAUUUAUAUGUAGUAUAUUAUUAGAUCUUUAGCUUGGUUCGAGAAGUAUUUCUUUAGUUGUUGUUAGAUUGUACGCAAAUAUUUGCGAUUUAUUUCAGAUAUGUGACUUGAGCAAAAUUUGUCAGAUAAAGAAAAAUUUGUUAAAUCCUCAUUUUAUGUAUAAUAUUUUACAUAAUAUUAUAACUUUUGUAAUAGUUUGUUCAAAUUGGUAACGAUAAAAUUAAUAAUACGACGUUCUUCAUAUUUUAUAAAUUGGAAAUUUUUUAUAUUUAUUCAUAAACGUAUUAAAAUAGUAUAAAAAGCGGAAAAUGGAUCAUGAGUUGCAAAAAUUGUGGCAAAUUUAUAUUGACGAACAAUAAUUUUUUGCUUUAUUACUACGAUUUACGAAUUAUAAAUAGCAAGUAGCGAUAUACGCCUAUAGUCUGACAUCAACUUCCAAAUUCAAUAUAUUGAAGAAUACUUAGAACUUAAUAUUUAUAUUUAU